Messenger RNA from Capsella rubella, 863 nucleotides. RefSeq lists its product as uncharacterized. Gene Ontology annotation, molecular function: endopeptidase inhibitor activity. The transcript has a single exon. Lineage: Eukaryota; Viridiplantae; Streptophyta; Magnoliopsida; Brassicales; Brassicaceae. The record is from RefSeq and is a predicted model, not a curated record. Bases 85 to 699 code for a protein of 204 amino acids.
GACUCACUAUUUCCAUAAUCCCUAUAAAAGGAGCACUGAUAUCAAACACAAAAAGCAAGAAAGACAGAAAACAACAACACAAAGAUGAGAACGUUCCGGGUGAUGAUGCUCUCUUUCUUGCUCGUUGCAAUAACAACAACAUCCGGUGUGGUUGGUGAGGGGACCGACGUGGUUUAUGACGGCGAAGGAGAUCCGGUUAAGCCCAACGUGCCGUAUUACAUCAGCUUCAUGACCUCGGACUACAACAUGUGGAUAUGCCGGAUGAAAUGGGGAUCUUCUGAUCCCAACGCAUGCCCAAAACAGCCGUUAAUGGUCACCAAUCCAAACAUGUCAGCACCCACACAAGUCAUGUUUGUAUUGGCAACCAAAUCAGAUGUCGUACGUGAAUCAGCAAAACUAAAGAUCAAGUUCGUGAAUCCCUGUCGUCAGUGUGGUGAGUCCGGGUUUUGGAGAGUAGUUCAGAGAGGCUCUUUAGAAGGUGAAGUAGUCCUCAACGGCUCUAAAUCUAAGUCAAACAAUGACAGUACGUUCGCCAUCCAUAAAACCAACGAAUACUACAAGUUCACUUUCGGUGACGACACUGACUCUCCAACGACUAUCAGUUUGAGCAACGAGUAUCCGAUAUAUAGGCUGCUCUCGAAGAGGUUGUCUGGCGAGAUGGAGAUUUAUUUCUACAAGAACAUGACGACUAUAAGUUAAGGCAAAAUGUUCCUUUUUGAUGUAAUGUUUUCAUUUUCAAACUCAAAAUAAAACUUCUUGUAAGAACAUGAAUACGACAUAAUAAAUGAUAUAGUAGCACAAGAAAGAACAAAACUUGGAGUCAUUUCCUAACAGAAUGAAGAGAUCAUGAGAAGGUUCAUUUA